AUGAGCAAACUGCGCAUACUAUGCCUUCAUGGCUUUACCUCCAACGGUAGCGUGCAUGCGCAUCAAGUUCGCCACUUGACUUCUUCCCUCUCCAACGACUUUGAUUUUCUCUUCCCAGAUGGACCUGAAAAGGUCUCCCUCUCUAGUCACAUGGAUCCCUCAAAAGCCGCUGCCAAAGCCUGGGUCGACUAUGUCUCCGCCAACUCAUCAGGAGCUGGCCAUCGUGCAUGGUGGUUUGCGCGCGACCCAGAUCCAGUGACGAAGAGUCCUGGGGGUUUUGAAGGACUGGAGAAGAGUUUGAAGUCAAUAGGAGAGCUGAUCCAAAGGACUGGGCCGGUGCAUGCAAUUUGGGGAUUUAGCCAGGGGGCGUGUUUUGCAGGGAUGCUGGUGGCACUACUUGGAGAGAAGAACAGAGAACAUCCGAUGAGAGUUCAUUUCCCGAAGGAACAAGGAACCCCAGCUGCGGGGAUUUUUUUCUCUGGGUUUAAGGCGAGAUUUGGGCAGUAUGAUAGUAUCUAUGCUCCAGGCAUUGAAAUUCCGACUAUGCAUGUUAUGGGGAAAAAAGAUACUGCUGUGAGUAUGGAGAGCAGUGAAGGUUUGGUGAGAGUCUGCCAAGGUGCGAAAGUUUUGAAGCAUUUGGGUGGGCAUGAUGUCCCAAGUUCAGAGGGCGAUCGAGAAAUAAUUGUCAACUUCCUGGGAGAAAUUUUGAGAAGGAAUGGCAAGGAGUCACUGUAA
Lachnellula hyalina is the source of this 735-nucleotide messenger RNA. RefSeq names its product putative hydrolase. The record is from RefSeq and is a predicted model, not a curated record. Gene Ontology annotation, cellular component: nucleus; cytoplasm. The transcript has a single exon. Lineage: Eukaryota; Fungi; Ascomycota; Leotiomycetes; Helotiales; Lachnaceae. Bases 1 to 735 code for a protein of 244 amino acids.